ACAAUCAUGAAGACUUUAUCUCUGGACGUUCUAAUGUUCAAUAAUGAUGUCAGAGGUUAGACAUUGAAAUAAAUUACUUUUAUCAGCACACGACGGCUUCAGUGGUGUUCAGCUUCCGAUACAAAAUGGGUGUUCGUCGAAAUUUCAUCGUUUUGUGGACAGUAGCGUUAACUUUAGUGGUGUGCGACGUUUCUAACAAUAAAAUUGAAGACGAUGACAAAUUAAUAACAAAGAAGAGGACUCUCAGUGAAUGUAAUCUUCCAACUAAGUUAAAGACCGAAAUUGCUUCGUAUGCUUCUACUGUGGAAAAAAUUAUUAACGCUGCUGUGAAUGGAAGUUUCAAAGGAGUAACGUAUCAAGAAUUAAGUCUUUUUGUUGAUACAUUUGGUAAUCGGAUAGCAGGCUCCCAAAAUUUAGAAAAUGCAAUUGAUUACAUGAUAAAUAAAUCUAUAGUUAACCGCCUUGAUAAUGUUCAUGGUGAAGAAGUGCAAGUUCCGCACUGGGUAAGAGGAUUCGAGUCUGCAACUCUUGUUGAACCUCGAAACGCUAGUAUCUCUAUACUUGGCUUGGGCAACAGUGUCGGCACACCUCCAGAGGGAAUUUUAGCUGAAGUGUUGGUGGUGAAAUCAUUUGAUGAUUUACAAAGUAAAGCUGAACAGGCGAAAGGCAAAAUCGUCGUCUACAAUGAAGAUUUUGUCUCCUAUGGAUCUACUGUCAUUUACAGAGGCAAAGGUGCUACAGAAGCUUCUAAAGUAGGCGCUGUAGCAAGUCUUAUAAGAUCGAUUACCCCAUUUUCACUAAAUACCCCUCAUACGGGCAUGCAAACUUAUGGACAAAAUGUUACCAAAAUACCUACAGCUUGUAUUACCUUAGAAGACGCCCAUUUCCUACAAAGAUUACAGGACGAGGGUAGAACGAUCAAGAUUUUAUUAAAAAUGGAAGCUCACACUCUUCCAGAUAAGACUUCGAGGAAUGUUGUUGCCGAAAUUGAAGGUACAGAACAUCCUGAAAAAGUGGUGAUAGUUUCCGGUCAUAUUGAUAGCUGGGAUGUUGGUAAUGGUGCCAUGGAUGAUGGUGGAGGUUUUUUUAUUUCAUGGGCAGCCUUAGCACUUUUGAAAAGUUUGGGUCUGAAGGCUAAAAGAACCGUAAGGGCUAUAUUUUGGACAGCUGAAGAGUUUGGUUAUGUUGGAGCAUACCAGUACGCUACAAGGCAUGCCAACGAAACCGAUAAUUUUAUUUUUAUGAUGGAAUCUGAUAGUGGAACUUUCGAUCCUGUAGGAUUACAAUACAGUGCUGGUACCACUGGAGGGUGUAUAAUACAAGAAGUCAUGAAACUACUGGCUCCAAUUAAUGCAACACGAACUCGACAGUCACCUUCGGUAGGUUCUGACAUCGAAAUAUGGACUUCGGAAGGAGUGCCAGGUGGUUCUCUUGAUACUGAAAAUGAUAAAUAUUUCUGGUAUCAUCACUCAAAUGCAGAUACUCUAGAAGUAGAGAAUCCUCAGUCUUUAGAUAAAAAUACCGCUCUGUGGGCAUCUGUGGCUUACGUUUUGGCAGAUUUAAGUAUUGAUUUUCCACGAGAGACGACGGAUGGAUAAGAGAGGAUCAGGUAGUGAAUAUUGUUAAAUGUACAUAGGUAUUAUUUUGUUGAUAAAAACUAAUAAAUUGUAAAUAAUCACCUAA
Molecule: messenger RNA, 1683 nt
Organism: Zophobas morio
Lineage: Eukaryota; Metazoa; Arthropoda; Insecta; Coleoptera; Tenebrionidae
Product: carboxypeptidase Q-like
Exons: 5
Coding region: 126-1598 (490 amino acids)
Biological process (GO): peptide catabolic process; proteolysis
Molecular function (GO): metallodipeptidase activity
Source: RefSeq, a predicted model, not a curated record